AAAUUCCACACAUCCGUUUUUCUUGUUGCUGGGCAGGUAAACAAAUGUCACACCGGUUCACGCAUAUUUUCUUACCAUGUCGCAGAGCAAACACAUGUGUAGUGAUGAUAUAAUGGAGUAGAUGACAGAACAACUGUUUAACACACUGAACGAAUAAAGAUUAUGUAAUCUGAUUGGACAGAAUAGGAGGCAAACAAUGUCAGAUUAUGAAUAUAGUGACUCCUUCAUCAGCGAUGAAGAUGAUGCUCCAAGAGCAACCAAGAGUACCGGGGGCAGAAAUACACGUAAAUACAAGCCAGGUUUCAAGACUCAAACAGUCAAUGACAUCUACUCUCCCAGAACGAAAGUUGGCGGACAUAGAGGGGGUAGGGGACGUGGUAGAAAUGUGACCAGUCGAACGUCGGUGCCCAACUCCGAACCCAAAGUAGAUGGGGUCGUACAGAGAAUGCUGUCUGCAAAAAACUUGAAACUAAAUGAGCUCAGGAAUCAGAUUGAGGAUAUGCAGACAGCAUUCAGAGACCUAAAGGAGGAGAACAAACUCCUGAAAAAGAUGCAGCAUCGGCAGGAGAAGGCCCUGGUCAAAUACGAGGAUAAAGAAGGCGACCUACCACAGAUCAUUGCCCGCCACCAGAACGAGGUCCGCUCGCUGAAGGAAAAUUUACGUAAGACGCGCGAUAAAUAUGAGAGGACGGAUCGCUACCUCAGGGAUGCUGAAGAUGAGCUUGACAAGGCGAAGAGUAAAUUAAAGCGCUACAAGUCGCUGGCUGAUCAGAAUAACCUCAAAGAGAGAGAUGACCUCCAGAAAGAAAACCAAAAACUGCAGAUUGACUUGGAGGAAAAGGAACUGAGAGUGAAGGAUUUAGAGAAACAUAUUGUGAAUCUAAACAAGAAUCAUCGACAUGAGCUGGGGAUUGAAAUGGCUCGGAAUCGGGACACUCAGAAACAGAACGACCACCUCAGAGAGCAGAACUCUACGCUGGAGAGACAACUCAAGGAAAAAGAUAAAGAACUUCAAAUAAAGAACAUUUAUGCCAACCGAGCACGGGCCCCCCACCGGCUACCAGCCUCAUACGGAGGAACCCCCCACGAUACGCCCCCUCCAAAGGCAAGGAAGAGGGCGCCCUCACUACAAGAACUGACCCCCAGGGAGAAAGUGAAGCAGUAUGAAGAGAAGCGGAGAGAGGAACAACAGAAGCACAGAGAGUCAAGGAAGGGAAAAGGUGAAGGACCUAGGAUGGCCUUUAACGAUAACAAUGACAAACCAAGUCGUAAUACACAAAGAUAUGAUGACUACGAUUCAUACAAUAGUUAUGAUAGUCCACAAAAGAGUUCACAGAACAAGGGCUACUCUAACUCCACUGAGUACGCCCCUGCACCCACAUGGAGGCGCCCUGCCCCAGAGGAACACGAGUAUGAAUCGACCAAGGAAAAUAAGCCCCCUCUACCCAGCACAGGUAGAAGGGGGUUUUCGUUUAAUUUUCCUGGUGGCACCGCUCAACCAGAGCAACAGGAAAGAUCACGAAGAGAGAAAGAGGAAAAAGAAAGAGAAGAGGUGGAGAGGAGGCUGAACCAGGAAAGAGAAGAAAAAGAGCGAAGGGAGUGGGAGAGGCGUGACCGUGAGCGAAGGGAGCGGGAAGAAAGGGAAAGGCAAGAGGAGGAGAGGCGAAGACGUGAAGAGGACGACUGGAAACUGACGCUGGAACGUGAGAGACUCAAGCACGAACAGGAAGAGAGAGACAUAGAGUUGAAGCACAAGGAGGAAAAACAGCGCAGGGAGCAACAGGAGCAGGAGCGAAGGGAGCGAGAGAGGAAGGAGCAGGAGCGAAGGGCGAGGGAGGAGAGGGAGCGAUUCGAGAUGGACGAAAAACUCCAGGAGGAACGUAAGAAAAAGGACGAACUACUGGCUAAGUUAAAGGAAAUUGAUGACGGAAAGAGUAAGGGCAAGGGUCCGGAGAAAAAAGAAAAGGAGUUGGACACUUUCUUUGUUACAUCAGGGAAUAUGGAUAGUGUGGAUAAGAAAACGGAUAAAAAUAAGAAAAAGGAUAAGGAUUUGGAUGAUUUCUUGUUUUCUUCCAGUCGUAAGGAUAGUGAUGGGGGAUUGGGUUCAGCAUCUAGCAAAAAUAGCUACACUUUCACGAAACCUAUCGAAAAUAUGCAUUCAGGAAAACCAGCUAGAGAUGAUGUGACUGUUCCAUACAUUGAGAAAAAGAAGCAGCAGAAGGCACUACAAGAUGAUGACGACUUCGGUGGAUAUCAGCCUUCUUUCUCCAGCAACAAGACUACAUCGAAAAUGACCAAGAAAACGGGAGGUAUUGUGUUCAAUGACGACUUUAAGUCAUCCAAACCUCCACGGAAAACGGAGAAAAAGAAUGAUUUAAUGGCAGAUCUUUUUGGCAAACAAACAAAAACAACUAGUCAGACUUUAGAUGAUGACGACCUUUUUAAGCCGUCUACUACAAAGAAAACAACCACUGUGAAUUCUUCCAUCAAGAGCUCCUUCCCGUGGGAUGAGGAUUCAAAAACUACAGCAAAGAAACCGUCCACCAAACGUGAGAACUCCACCAGUGCUUUGUUCGGGGGUGGAAACGCUAUCAUUGAUGAUGACUUUUCAAGUAAAGAUUCCUCUAAAAUGCUACCACGACGACCACGCCAAACCACCACCACAUUUCAAGCUCGCCCAGCCGUGACGGCGGUUGACCAUUACGAUGAUGAUAUUGAGGAGGUAGGAUUUUGCGAAUUUCCCGCAAAAUUGAAAAUGGAAACGGGUUCCUCUGUAUCGAAGGGAACUUUUGCUUACAAAGGAAAGAAGAGGUCUAUAGAUGCAGACCAGUAUUUCAAGAGAUCCGACACGCUGGGAACUUACAGACAACGUCUCGACAUUCUUCAGGAGGCGUGGGAAAACAUUGACACUCAAAUUCAGAUUCUACGAUCAGAUUUAAAUUCAAAGAUAUUUGAUGACUUGGUGAAGUUUGCAAAAUCAUCACAUGAGUCCUUCACACUUGGGGGAGGUCAAAUUGACAGCACACCAAAGGAGAUACCCACUGCUGCUUUUGUAACAGGUGUAAAUACCCCUGAUCAUGGAGUGAUGUUCUCGACCUUGGUGACCACUCUACAAGACAAGGUCAGCCCCCUGGUGGCCAUUCUUAAAUCCAAGGAUUGCAACUCUGUUAAGAAUACCCUAAGCAAAACUUUGACCCAGCUGUUUCAGAAUCCACUCUUGUUUUCAGAGGACGAUGAAGCAAUUCCUGGCAACACGAAAAACAUGACUUGUUCUAUGUCAACUCUGGUGUCUUGGUACCAAGACAAGUACAAUACCAAUAACUCCAGUCCAAAGAAGAGGAAGUCCCUAGGUGGGGGAUCCAAAGAUUUAGGGCAGUACCCACCCAUUGUUAUACUGUUUGAGGAUCUAGAGAGCUUUCUACCUCAUGUUCUUCAGGAUUACAUAUCUAUAUGUAGGAAUUACAUAGGUGAGAUCCCUUUGGUGUUUGUGUUUGGGAUUGCUACCUCUGUGUCCGCCGUUCAUCGACUUCUCCCUAAUGCUGUGUCCUCCAUGCUGUGUAUGGAGAAAUUCCAGGCACCUCCCUCCACAGAAUACCUCAAUAUGGUCAUCAACCAGAUACUGAUGACUUCACGGUAUCCAUUUAAGUUAGGAUCCAAGGUCUUUCAGCUGCUUCUGGACAUUUUCCUAUAUCAUGACUUCUCAGUGCUUAAUUUCAUUAAAGGUCUGCAGUUUGCAAUGAUGGACCACUUUUUCACUAACCCUGUCAGCCAUCUUUGUUGUUCCCUGGAGGAGCUAGAGGAUCAAGUCACAAGUCUGAAGCCGAAGGAAGUAGAGCAAGUCAGGCGUCUCAUGUCGUUCAGGGGGUUUGUGGAAGGAUGUCCCCCAUCUAAACAGGAAGACAUGCUUUUGAAUGAUAAAGUCACUAAAUCGGAGUUUGUGGUUUUGUUAAGGAGGAUCCAUACCUACCACUCCCACUUAUACCCAGUUCUCAAAUGUCUCCACAUCAUGGUGUCAAAAAUUCCAAAACAUCCACUUGGGAAACAGCUUCGAGAAGUGUACUCAAGACUGCUCAAAUCUUUCAUCUGUGAUACUGAGGAUUACAAGGAGUGCGUCGAAUUACUGCGGAUGACCUCCAAGGAUGAGUUGAUGGACCUCUUACAGCAGUGUCGGUCCUCUCUGACAGAAGAUCUCCCCCCAGACCUUAGUACUCUUCCUUCAGAUCUGGACGCUCUCCUGGACAGAUUCCUAAAGAUUGAUGAAGUGACAGAAGAAGAGACACCAGAGAACACAGAGGAAUCAUUGCAUCUGGAGAAGACUGAUCUCCACACUCUACGAAAGAGAUUACAAGAAGAGGGAAAGAAGAAGAAGAAAUUGUCUCCAUAUGAAAAGCUUAGAAAUGAAACAAUAGAUUUCUUUGAUAGCCUAUUUAGGAAGUACUUGGUGUGCCCUACCUCUCUGCCUCUGUAUGAGAUAUUUUAUUACGACGCCUGGGGAGAAAUCAAGAGACACUUGAAUGCUUCUCCGCGCUCUGUCGUCCAGAUGGCCCUCAGUUCCCCUCAUCAUUAUCUACAGUGUAAAUGUUGUGAAUCUGAGCCAGGAUCCGUAACUCCGUCGAUGCCUGACAUUUGUAUUGCCUACAAGCUACACCUGGAAUGUACACAGCUCAUCAACCUGUACGACUGGCUCCAGGCCUUUGUGACAGUAGUUACAACAGAUGAGGAUUUAGAUGAAGAAAAAAUCAAGAACCCAGAUAAAGAACUUCAAUAUCCUUUUACCUACUGUGAUAAAUGUGUACAAAUGUUCACCUCUGUAAUAACAGACAAUGUACUGUAUAAAUAUUGUACAUGUAGGGAAACCUCCUUUUAAAUGUGUGCCGUUAUGUGGCUAAUGGUUAUCAAAUUUGUACAUGCAGGAUACUGUAGAUUCCUUAUUUUACUCGAGUACUUAAUGCCGCGAUUCAAUGGUUUUCCAUCAAAUCGUGAGAACAUAAAAUCGCGAUUGCCGAAAUUUUUUCAUAGUUUCAUGUAGAUUACAUAUGUCUGAAAAUUAAAAGCGAGAUUUUAAAAUUCACUAGACAGGCUUCUCAUGAUUUUAGGUGGAUAUUAAUUCCUCGCGUUCAAUUAGGAAUUUACAGUAUCUAAAUGAAUUAUGCGUUUAAUAAUCAAAAGCAACAUGUUUGAUUAUAUUAAGUAGACAAUUAAGUUGCUUGGUUCGCAUUUUUAUUUGGAUAAUUUUCUGUUAAAAGAAAAGUAAAAGACUUGAUGC
Messenger RNA from Magallana angulata, 5266 nucleotides. RefSeq lists its product as uncharacterized. The transcript is spliced from 28 exons. The coding region runs from base 197 to 4867 and encodes 1556 amino acids. Gene Ontology annotation, cellular component: DNA replication preinitiation complex; nuclear pre-replicative complex; nuclear origin of replication recognition complex. Gene Ontology annotation, biological process: DNA replication initiation; DNA replication. NCBI's taxonomy places the organism in Eukaryota, Metazoa, Mollusca, Bivalvia, Ostreida, Ostreidae. The record is from RefSeq and is a predicted model, not a curated record. Gene Ontology annotation, molecular function: DNA replication origin binding.